UGAUUUGACAGAUUUAAAUAAUCAAAACACAGAAAUGGCACGAAGACGCUCUAAAAAGAACAGCAAAAAAUUAAUUAAAAAAAUUAUUCAAUCUAAAAAAUUAAAAACGAAUAGAAAAGCUUCAGAAAUGAGUUCACAAGAGGAAGAAACAAAAUCAACAAAACGACGUACUCGAAUGAAUUUUAGUGAGGAACAGAUUUGCUAUUUGGAAGAUUUUUUUGGAAAUACUUGUCAUUAUCCGGAUUCCUAUCAAAAGGAAGGUGGGAGGAUUUUAAAAACGAAUACUGUAUUCUUUUUAAUAAUGCGACCGGACGGUUUAUUUUUCAACCAUCCUCUAGUGUGUCGGUUUAUUAGAAGGGGUCGGUCUAAUAGAGAGAGUCGCACUAUUUGA
Meloidogyne enterolobii is the source of this 391-nucleotide messenger RNA. NCBI's taxonomy places the organism in Eukaryota, Metazoa, Nematoda, Chromadorea, Rhabditida, Meloidogynidae. The record is from the annotation of a GenBank genome assembly.